AUGUUAUCCGCCAUCAACCGACCAGAGGACACGGUACGUGGGCCACGCAGCUUCCGGGGACGAGGGAGAAAAGGGAUCGAGCGACUCCCUGGCCCCCCCCCUCCGUUGUCCUACAACGAAGGCUCGCCGCGCAUAGAGCACGAUGGAUCCAGACCGGGUACUGCGAUGAGCGACCACCCCAGCAGUGGUAGUAAACAACCGUCAAAUUCGAAGCCUCUGUCGCAUGAGGAAACGAUUGAGCUCGCUCGGCGCGCGGUGGAAAGUGGAAUUCAAGAUACCAAGCGGUCUUUGGCUGGAAGCGAGGCUGUCACAGAUGUGGUCAAGCCGAAGCUGACAAUCGAUCUGGGUCAUUCUCAUAUUGUCAGAAUACCGGAGCCGGUGGUGGACAUUAUAAAGGAUGAGGUGGAAAGGCUUUCACUGUCGAAUAACCACCUAUUUCAUAUUCCCUAUCGCUUUGCUGAGUGCUCGCAUCUUCGAUAUCUCAACAUUCGAGCGAACAACUUCCGUGAAUUUCCCAAAGGAGUCUAUAAACUACCUUUGCUGGAGAUUCUUGAUCUCAGUAGGAAUAAGAUUCUGGUACUUCCCGACGAGAUUAGCAAGUUGAGAUCACUACGAGUGUUGUCAAUCAUGCAGAACCGGUUGGAUGACCUCCCAGUUGGGUUGUCCGAUAUGAACAAGCUCCAGAUCCUCAAGAUAGCAGGCAAUCCCUUGCGAUAUCCUCUUCGCCGUGUACUAGAGGCAUCAGAGGCUGAAAUUGCCCCUACUAUGACGGACAAUGAAAAGGAGGUUGCGGUGACUGCGGAACUAAAGCGGUUCCUGAAAACCCGGCAGCAAGCGACAACGCCCGAGCCGGAGAGCAGCGGCGAUACAAGCGAUGUUUCGUUUGAUACGCCAAAACCCGUACCGGUCAAACGCAAACUGAGUAGUCGUUUCCCCGUCAUCCCAAGCACAGGUGAUAGCUCUACCCCUUCCUCUCGAUCUCCCUCCAUCUCACGACCACCCCCAAUUCCCGCCAAGUCGCACUUCCGAAUGGCUUCUGGUCAACAGCCGGCUGGGUAUCAUAUGCCUGGUCUCCAGCGACCUGGUGCAAACCCUCACGCUGUCAACGAACGCAAUCGCAGCAAUAGUGAGGGCAUCAUUCAGGCAUCCUUUUCAGCUCGCAACAAAAGGAUGGGCCUCAUUACCCGCAAGAAUACCGACCUGGGGACCUUGGAUGAGACUCGGCCAUAUCGAAACAGCCAUUUGCGUGGCCUCAGCCACGGGUCUGUUCUCCGAGCGCACUCGACAGCACCAGCUCCUGCCAGCAGCAGCAGCUCGUCAAGUCCCAGCAGCCCACAAGAACGCCGACGUGCACGAGAGGGUUGGGUCAAUCGCAUGUCGAGUCUUCCAGAGCACAAAGGCGAACAUGGAUUAGAUGACCCUAUCAUCAAGAGCGCCAAGGGCAUCCUGUUCGCGCUCUUCCAGGUUCACUCCCACAUCUCUACCCUGAUCAACGUGAUCAAGGGCGACGACACACGCCGCCACAGCCUUGAGCUCGUGUUCUACAAUGCCUCUUCUCACAUCGAUCGACUCAAUGAAGCCCUCCUGAAUGCCGAAACUUCAGUGCCUGACAGUGCCGAGGCCGGACGUUUACUCACGGAGACCGUCAAGCGCGAAUGUGAGACGUGUAUCGUGGCUUAUACCCACGUUGGUACACAACUGCGGAACAAUGUUGCAAGCAUUGUCGCUAAUGGUGACCCGCGGUAUGUGCGCUCGCUGAUGUUGACGAUCUUUGGCAGCAUUGUGGAACUGCGGAAUGCCUGUGCCAGCCUCAACGUCCCCAUGUCCCAGCCUCAAGAACCAACCCCGGCUCCCAAGGCAAAUGUGCCAGAGCCCGUCAAGGGCCCUCCUACAGAUCGAUUCCAGCGAUCUAUUGUCACUCCGACUCGGGACCCAGCUCCCCCGACACGGCGACUCAGAAGCGACACUACCAUCCGGCACCCUCAGAUGGCAAUGGGGGCCUUGUCAUUGAACCCUUCCAGCCAACAAGCGACUGGAUCACCCGGCUACAAUACUCCGUCCUUCAACUACGCACGCAGUCGAUCAAGCAGCCGGUCCAAUCUCAUCAACACCUCGGUGCCGUCGUCUUUGGCGACACCACGCUCCGGAGAGGCAUUUCCUCCCAUUCCCACAUCGGCUGGCGCACCUCGAAUUAACCCAUUGACUGGCCUAGACGAGAUCGAAGAGGAACGGAUUUUCGAGAAGAUCUUCCAUCAACUCACUUCCGCUUACAGCUCUGCUCUCCAGGCUCUUCCACUGGCUCGGCGACAGUUCAGCCGAUGCCUUGAAGUGGCUGAGCAAUCGCGCGAGUCUGAGGGAAUUCAAGUUCUCUGGAACAACCUCAUCCGCCGAUGCCGAUUCUGCCUAGAAGUUUCCGAGGCACUGGGAAUGCGCCUGUCUAACAUGAAAGUGAAGGAGCCAGGUGGCGGACUACGGAACCAGCGCGAGUUCUGGCAACUGUGCAAGACCUUCAUGCAGUCGUUUGUCGAUCUCGUGACUGAUAUGCGAGAAGUGCGGAGCAUGCAACUCCUCCCAGGGGACAUUAUCAUCAUCCUGCGUCCGGUCCAGAAAGCCAGUCGAGAGGCGGGCCGCCUGAUCGAGGCCUCCCCCUGGUCAUACCUUGCAGACAUGGCUCCAACCCACACGCCAAGCAAUUUGUAUGGCCCGCCGCUCCAACCCCCUCACCCACUACACUCGCAGCACCAAACCUCCGUGUCAACUUCGGCAAUUGGGUCUCACUCAACUGCGUAUCAGCUGGCUGCGAACAUGUCCCCACAGUCGGUCACUGUUCCUGCCACUCCUCUGAGUGCAGCGCUGGGCCCCGCCGCGCAGGCUACUGUGCCCUCUACCCCGGCGAGUGCAUACAGUGAUAAGUUCUUCGAGGGCGACGUAUUUCAGCGAGCGGACUCGCUCCUUUCAAUGCCUAACCAGACGCCCUUCUUCUCUCGUCGUUGA
This is a messenger RNA of Penicillium daleae, 2994 nucleotides long. RefSeq lists its product as uncharacterized. Gene Ontology annotation, molecular function: protein binding. Bases 1 to 2994 code for a protein of 997 amino acids. The transcript has 5 exons. Lineage: Eukaryota; Fungi; Ascomycota; Eurotiomycetes; Eurotiales; Aspergillaceae. The record is from RefSeq and is a predicted model, not a curated record.